Molecule: messenger RNA, 4694 nt
Organism: Gallus gallus (chicken)
Lineage: Eukaryota; Metazoa; Chordata; Aves; Galliformes; Phasianidae
Gene: NT5C1A
Product: 5'-nucleotidase, cytosolic IA
Exons: 6
Coding region: 1643-2866 (407 amino acids)
Biological process (GO): adenosine metabolic process; nucleotide metabolic process
Cellular component (GO): cytoplasm; cytosol
Molecular function (GO): nucleotide binding; 5'-nucleotidase activity; magnesium ion binding
Source: RefSeq, a predicted model, not a curated record
GGGGCUGUUGGGGCUCGGGACUGGUCCUAGGUUGUGUCCUGCCCUCCACCCCCCCUCUUCACACAGCUGUAGAUUUUUUGCUUCUGCUUUUGAUGGUGGGAAUCGCCAAGGGUUGGUCAGGGGACUUCAGGAAGUGUCCAAGGCCACCCUUGGCUGUGGCACAUGUCUGAUCCCAGAAACCACCCCAUCUCUUGUGGAUGACUUCCAGAACUACCCUGACACUACUGAGGAUGCCAGGAGGGUUUCUGGCCCUCCUGACCGCUGCAGUGCCUGCUGUCCCAGCCCCCUGCCUCUGUCCCUCCUGUCCCAGGACAGCAAUAUUGUCACAGAGUGGUAUUUAUUCUGCACAUUGUGGUGACAAUGACUGUGAUAUCUGUUAGGAGGCUGUGGAGUUACCUACUUUUUUUCCUUUUUUCUUUUUUUUUUUUAAUGGAAAAAUAAACUGUCCCCCAUUGCUGCCGUUCCCCUGAAUAGCUCAGCAGGGGAGCAGGGGGAGAGCAAUGCUCCCGAGCAUCACUUUGGGGCUCCCCUCUGCCUGUGACACGCUGGGGAGAGAGUGGUCCUGGCACAGGAGGUGGUGUGAGCAUAACCCUCCAGUUGUGCAUGAAGCUUUGGGAAGGAAUAACUUCAUCUUGGGUGUGUGUGGGGGGGGGGUAGGACCAGGCAUCUCUUGUUGGGGAAUAGGUUUCACAUGUCCCCCAGGAGUGGGACCCCGGCUGCCCCUGGGUUGGGGGCUGCAUCCUGGGCCCACUACAGCACUGCCAGCUGCUGGGAUGUGCUGUUGCUGCACAUCAGCCCUCCACCCCCCGCUUCCCUACACGUUUUGUUCUUCAUCACCAGCCUGCACAGACAGUGCCUGUUGCUAAGGAGCUCUCACCAACUUUAAAUGCUUCCCCAGAUUUAGCAGCAGCUCUGGCUCAGCUUGUGGGCAGGAACGUGGUUAUCUUUCCAUCCCACAGUGCUCCCACAUCUCCCAGUCCUGAGGAGGAGGAUGGGGCGGUGCCAAAUCAGCACCUGUGUUCCCGGGAGCGCUGCGGAGGGGCAGCUCUGUGCCGAUCCGGGAGCAGCGUGCAGCUCAGCAGUGCCCGGGGAGGGAGGGACAGUGCAGAUCACACGCGCUAUGGGGACAUGGGUCUGUGCCAGGGCUGCCGUGCAAAGGGCAGUGGCUCAGGAUGGUGAGAGGGUGAUCCCAGGAAUGGGAAAUUCUUGGUCCCCUCGGGGCCUCCCCGGAGGAAGCUCGAGGAUUUGCCGCAGAGAGCUGCGAAGGCCCUGGGGAAAAGGAGGCUGAGACGGGGCUGGAGUGGCGUUCAGUUUCCAGAAUGGUGUCCCCAAGGGCUUGGGGUGCGAGCAGCUGGCUGAGCCCUGGGCACCCCCGGCUGAACUGCGAUACAGGGGAGGGGGCACCCGAGCCGCUCUCCUGGGCAGGGGGAGGGCUGUGCUCCGCGCGGGGACGGUGGUCUCCCCGCAACCCCUCUCCCACCCCAGUCCCGCAAUACCGCGUCCACUCAGAGCUGCGUACGGCGCGGAGGAAUCCUCGGCUGGGGGGCACCUCUGUGCAGCAGCACUUCUCCCCCAGCCCCGAGUUCGGCUGCCCUGGGACUGUCUCAGCCCUGGAACGCUCCGUUCCCCCGAAGCCGUUAAUAUGGGGUUGGGGGCGGCGGGGCGGGGCGGGCUCGGUCCCGAAGAGGUUAAGCAGCGGCCCGGUGGGAUGAAACCCCGGAGCUUCAUGGGAUGCCGUAUAAAGACGUUCCGCCGCCGGGAGCUCCCGGUGCGCACGGAGCGCUGUGCCAUGGAGCCGCCGGGCACCGCCGGGGCACCGGGAGCGGCGGGGCGGCCCUGGGAUGAGGCGAAGGCGUUCUACGAUAACCUCACCCCCAAGAAGAAGCCUAAAUCGCCAAAGCCUGAGAACGCCAUCACCAUCGCAGUGUCCUCACGGGCGCUUUUCCGCAUGGAGGAGGAGCAGAAGAUUUACAAUGAGCAGGGGGUGGAGGCCUACGUGAAAUACCAGCUGGACCAUGAGAAUGAGCCCUUCCUCCCUGGGGCCGCCUUCCCCUUCGUCAAGGCACUGGAAGCGGUGAACACGCAGCUUCGGGAGCUCUAUCCUGACAGCGAGGAGCUCUUUGACAUUGUCCUGAUGACCAACAACCAUGCCCAGGUCGGGGUCCGCCUGAUCAACAGCAUCAACCACUACGAUCUGUUCAUCGAGAGGUUCUGCAUGACAGGGGGGAACAGCCCCAUUGGUUACCUCAAGGCUUACCACACCAACCUCUACCUCUCCUCUGAUGCAGAGAAAGUGAGUGGGGCCAUUGAAGAGGGGAUCGCCGCAGCCACCAUCUUCAGCCCCAGCAAAGACCUGGAGGUGUCAGAGAAGCAGCUGCGUGUGGCGUUCGAUGGCGAUGCUGUGCUCUUCUCAGAUGAGUCGGAGCAGAUCGUGAAGGCUCACGGCCUGGACAUGUUCUUCGAGCAUGAAAAGGCUCACGAGAACAAUCCUCUGGCACAGGGACCCCUGAAGGGCUUCCUGGAGGCCCUGGGAAAGCUACAGAAGAAGUUCUACUCCAAAGGGCUGAGGAUGGAGUGCCCCAUUCGCACCUACCUGGUCACAGCCCGCAGCGCUGCCAGCUCGGGCGCACGAGCCCUAAAGACUCUGCGCAGUUGGGGCCUGGAGACAGAUGAAGCGCUGUUCCUGGCUGGUGCUCCCAAGGGCCCCCUGCUGAAGAAGAUCCGUCCCCACAUCUUCUUUGACGAUCAGAUGUUCCACGUGGAGGGAGCCAAGGAGAUGGGCACCGUCGCUGCUCACGUCCCCUACGGCGUUGCACAGAAGCACAAGCGGCCGCUGCAGGAGAAGCAGCCCCAGAACAGCAAAUAGGGCACAACAUGGAGCUGCGAGAGGAGGAGGAGGAGGAUGCUGAAGGCUUCCUGUCACCUCAGUGUUUUGCGGUGUCAUGACGUCGUCCCCUUCCUCACGGCACCACUUCCCCAUUGGGUUGGUGUAACCCAUCAGCUGUUCUGAAGUCCCAGGUGGUUCCCAGAGCCUUUGGUUCAAAGAGUGAACGUUGAGGCUGAGCUGUUGGACUGGAGAGGGGUGAGCACAAAAAGCCCCUCCUGAAGCUUUCAGCAAAGUACUAAAACAAAACCCUUUCCUGUCGUACAAACACGGAAUCCUCAGGGUCGGAGAAGACCUCUGAGGUCAUGCAGUCCAUCCACCACUACUGCCCACUGAACCGCAGCGCCAAGCACUGCAUCCCAUCUUCCCUUCAUCGCCUGCAGGGAUGGUGACCCCACCACUGUUCCUGUUUCAUAUUUGGAAAUAUAGAAACAAAUACAUCUAAAAAAAAAAAAACAACAACAACAUAGGAAUCCCAUUUUCUGCUUUUGGAGCUUUGGGCCAUUGGCCCAGAAUUUGGGUGCCAAGGUUGCACCCGCAGUAAAGCAGCCAAAUCUCAGCUCUGGUGUGUGCCUUCCUGGGUCUGCAGAUACAUCCCUGGGGCUUAAAUUAAAGUAAAAGCAGCCCCAGAAUAUUAGGAACGUCAUUUGAAGUCCAUUUAUUCAAAUCUGUGGAGAAUUUCAGCCUUGGGGACUUAAUUUAAGGAUUUUUUUGCCUCUCUGAGCUGAGCCCGUAGGGGUGGAUAAUCUUUUUCUCCUCAGCUUCUUAAAGCUGUGGUGUUCCCAGAAUAGACCCUGGGAGAAAGAGCCACCUCUGUGAUCAGAGAGCAGGAAGGGGAAUCAACGGGAGCGCUGCUCUGCGGGGUGUGAGCGUCACAUCGACGUCCCCAUGUCCUGUGGCAAAUGUGAGCAUUGCUUUUGCAUGCUUCUCUCCUUUUUGUUUGCUUGUUCUGAAAGCAGAGCAUGCACCAUGGGGCACGGAGGGCACUCAGCAUGAGUUCUUUGCAGCGCCUCCCUAGGAUGAGGCUCUCCCUGUACAUGCCUGCUUUGCUUUGCAGGAUGGCUCCAGCUGACCUGGCAGUGGUUGUGGCCCUUCCAGCCAAUCCCCAAUGGGCUGACCAUGCCCUCAUCGGCUCUGCAGACUGUUUUCUUGUUGCACUAAAUCCUGCUUCAGCAGUGAAAAGCAAAUUGCACUUUUCCCCCCUCCCUGAACGCUUUCAUUUUGACAGACUGUUCUGUGGCACCUGAGUGACCGAGGUCUGCAAUCCCAACAAAAAAAGUCUGGAAAGAACUCUAUUAAUAUACAUGUCCAUCAAAAAAUCCUGUCUCCAUGUGAACCACAGAUGUGGGCUCUGAGCAGUGUCUCUCAGCCCUUCUUAUCCUCCAUUGAGUAUUUCCCAGGUGUUUCCUGAAGAUCCCAUCUUGGAAGCCCAGCUGCAGCAUGGAAGGGGGUGGGGGUGGGGGAACGGCAUUGCCAGAGAGUGUGUGUGGGGGGGGAGGUGGGGUGAAGAUGGGAUGGGGUGGGAUGCAAUGGGAUGGGCCAUGGGCAAUUGUACAGCUGCUAAAGGUGGGUGCCAUUGGUGUGUGCAUCCAGGCAAGGUGUGGGAAGUGGCUCCAGCACAGUCUGUGUGUCUCCAGCCCCAGUGGGCACUGCUGUGGCCUUCGUGCUGCAUUGGCCAACAAAUGGACUUCACCACUCCAUCUCCCAUCGGUUUUGCUUUGCUGUUCUCCCGUGGUUUUUCUUGUGAGUGAGCUGCCACGGCAACGAAACCCCUUUGGGUGGUGUUCUGUAAUAAAUGGUGUUGGUCGCA